UCUAAAUCUCUAAAGCCUUUGAUAGGCUUGACCAUAAACUACGAUGGUGUUUCGAAUCGAUUUUUUGAAAACUACUUAGCUUACAGAUAUUUUGACAAUGUAAGUUCUGAAUUUCUCCCUGCUUCAUCAGGUGUACCGCAAGGUUCUGUCCUUGGACCUAUAUUAUUCUUAAUUUUUAUUUCUGAUAUUUAUAUGAUAUACUCCUUCGAUCCUAAAUUAUUCGAUAUUGCUUCAAUUUUUAUCAAUUCAAUUUGGAUUUGGACAACUUAUUUCUAUGUUCUUCUAGGCAUAAUCUUCAAUUUAAUUCAGAGCUUGACUGAAACUGAAACCAGUGUCAGUGAAGCUCUGAAGAAGCCAAAAGGAUGAUUGCCGAAACGUCAGCAAUUUCGACUAAGCAAAAACCGACGCAGGAGGAAUCCAGAAGUUUUGUAAAAUGCAUUACAGUAGCCUGUGGAAGUUUCUUUGAAAAAUUAAGAUUCACUUGUAUAACACAUACAGAAUAUUGGAAAAUAGAGAAUAUACUGGAUAUAACGGUAAUGCUACUGGUUAGUAAUGUGGACGAAGCAUCAUUUUCUGGUAGUUGAAUUACAAGGCAGGGGUGGGCCAGGCAUAUUUCUUUCUUUCUGAUAUAUUUCUUGAGUGUUGCCCAUUUCUGGCAGUGUUGGAUAAUCGUUUUUACUGCCCGUUUCGGAAGAGUUAUUUUACGAGAAUAUAAUAUAAGGUUGUGAAGAAUGUGUGUGGAACUUUAAUCAGUAGGGGACUUAAUAAGAAACUUUAAAAGAAACCUGUUUACUUACAAAAAAGAUAAUAACGUCAAUAAGUGAUAUUGUUAAUAGCGGAGAAUUGAAGAAAAUUAUUAAACGUAGUGAUUUGCAAACUCACCAUAUAAAUAACAGUGAUCAGGACCUAAUAACAAGGGAAAUAUGUUGUCCUUAUCAAAGCGAAAUUGUUUCUACCUUGGAUAACCUGAAAAAGAAGCUAGAAGCGGGUGAAACCAAUAUAAAUAUAUAAGCCGUGUCACCAUCCACAGAGUCGUUUGUAAAUCAAUAGAUCCAUGAUUUACCUUGAUGAAACAUGAUUCCAUACACACGCCACUAACCAAAAAUCCUCGAGAGUCCGUCCCUGCUGUUCAGUCCUUUAAUACCUACCGAGUUUGAUGGCCGGCAGCACGAUAAAGAUUGAGACAGACUAUCAUUAUCUACAGACUAAUCAUUAUCUAUUAUUAAAUAGAAAAUAAAUGAGUCCAUCUUUGAGUAUGAGCCUAUUAGUUAAAUUAAUAAUUGCCAAGUACAACUGAUUCUGUUUCCCUUACUCCCAAGUAAUAUAAUCAUGAUCUAUUUUACUCUGUCUGGCAUUUUAUUACCUACUAUGCCAUCACAAAUCGUGCGGACUAUAAAAAAACGUUACCAUAAAAGUGGACGCCACUGACUAUAAUUUAAUUUCGGUACUUUAAUAAUAUUUGCGAAUAAUUCGACUAAAGAUAAUUUUUAAAAAUGCAAAAACUGUCGAAGCGGUUUUUUAAAUUAAUAAAAACUAGAAAUAAGGAAACGAAGAGUAUCAAAUGUAGGACAGCAAAGCGAACGAGAAAAGAAUUGUAUCGAACACCAGACGGUGCGGACGUCUUGUUAGAGGGAUAACAAAAUAACAAAAUGAAUAUUCGGUAACGGCGUGCAUAAAAAUUAAUGAAAAAAGUGAAGGGGGCGUCUUUGCUCGAAACCUUGGUAAAAUGGUUGUUGCUUACGGUCAGUUACACUGCUGGAUUCUCCUCUCUCAAUUCAUCAUAAUUGAAAUAUUAAAUACCAGUAGUCGGCAACAUCGAGAUUCACGCGCAUAGGGCGGUGCUGGCCACCGCCUCACCUUACCUCUUCGAAUUGUUUUCCACCGAUCAGGAUCAGACGCAGAAACGACUGGAAAACAUCAUCACGUACAAGCUGAACGGGGGCUUCGAUCAGGCUGCUCUCCAGGUUCUAGUCGAUUACGCUUAUACGGCGAAACUGAUCGUGAAAUACUCACAGGUUAAGGCGGUUUUCUUGGCGGCCAACCACCUAAAAAUGGACCGGGUGAAGAAGAUAUGCGCGAACCACCUAAUCAAACACCUCUCGGUCGAAAACUGCGUCGAGAUCCGUUCCUUCCCCGGCAUUUCCAAGAAUAAAGACUUCGUGCAGCAAAUCGACUCGUUUAUCGAGAAAAACUUCAAGGACAUCAGCAAGAGCACCACGCUGCUGAGUCUUUAUUGUGCCAGGAUCGAAGUGCUCAACCAAUCGCGUGAAGAGAUGUCGUUCGUCAAUCAAAAUUCACUGUGUCGACUCGUGCUCGAUUGGAUCAAGCGACAGAUCACCGAGGAUUCGCUCAACAAGGACUCGUUGUCGGAGAAAACCUUCAUGCUGUACCUGGCCAUCGAUAACUCGCUGCAGGAUUGCUCGAGUCUGCCGUCCGGCGACAUCAGCGACACCGAAAUGGUGCAGGACUACAAGAAGAUGUCGCUGAAAAACGUCACCACGUCGACGAAAAUGAAAAAGAAAGCGCUUAGUCAACCGUCGAAGCCCCGAGUGUUGAUUUACAACAGGGAGAUAGGCGACGAAUUCGAAGGGGAGCUCGAACCAGAUUGGAAUCUCAUCGCGAGCGAGUCCGUGGGAGAGCACAGUUUCUUGGCUCUGGUCACGUUGGCAGGCAAACUCGCGACCCUUUCCAUACAGUUAAGGCUAAAUGUACCUCAAACACCUUCCCCCACCCAAACGCCGAACACUAGCAGACCGGCCAGCGAAGAAAAACCGGAUCUUUACUGCGCACUGGCCAAUAUGUCGUCCCAGAGAUGCGCCCACGGUUGCGGCAAUUAUAUGAACACGGUGCUUGUCUGCGGUGGUUACGACAGGGUCGAAUGUCUACGGUCGGUGGAGCAGUACAUUCCUGAGACGAAUAGCUGGAAGAAUUUGCCAUCGAUGAGGGAGAGUCGGGGUCGUUUCAAAAUCGCCGUAUUCGGCGAUAAGGUUUACGCGAUCGGAGGAAGCAACGGUACUACGGAGCUCGAUUCCGUCGAGAUGCUGGACAUGAGCGUCGCCAAGUGGAUCAAAAUGCCUGCGAUGCCCGUUGCCAGGAGCAACAUGGGCGUCUGCGAGUUGAACGGUUUGAUUUAUUGCGUCGGCGGUUGGAACGGCCAAGUGGGUUUGAAACAGUGCGACACCUUCGGCCCCGUUACCCAACGAUGGACUACGAUCGCUUCCCUCAACACAGGUCGUUAUCAGGCGGGCGUGGCGGCUUACAAGAACCUGAUCUACGCGAUCGGCGGUUGCGACGCGUGGAACUGCCUCAGCUCCGUCGAAAUAUACGAUUCGGAAGAAGACUCAUGGAAGGUGGCGCGACCUAUAGUGACCGCUAGACGCGGAUGCGGCGUUGCCGUGUUUAACAACCGCUUGUACGUGGUGGGCGGAUCCGACGGCACCCACUCGCUCAGUUCGACCGAGUACUUCGACGACGAGACGAAAACGUGGUCGGUGGGGCCGAGUAUGACCACUCCAAGGGCCAACGUCGAAGUCACCGUAGUGGGGGAUAGGCUAUACGCAGUAGGUGGAUUUUCAGGUAAAAACUUCCUAAACACGAUCGAAUACUUGGACGCAAAGACGAACGAGUGGACGACGUUCAUUCCGAAAGGCACCUGCGAGGCGAUCGCUCGCAGGAAACCGCGCAGCAGGAGAAACUCGAGGCGGAGCAUAUCGGAAGACAAAAAGACAAACAUUCCCUCGCCAACGGCGGCGGACGGUCCGGAAAAUCCGGUAAUCAUGGAAUCGUCGUAACCGGGCAUACAUAAUAACGUAAAAUAAAUCAAGUAUUAUCUCUCUGAUGUAUUUAAAUGUUCCACGAUUAUUAUUAUAUUUGUAUAUUAACGUUAAGGAAUACGAAAGGAUUAUGUGAGACGGACCCGCCCCUUUUUGGUUACAUUAUUAUUGCGCAAUAAAUCAACUUCAGGAAGGCGUUUCCCCAGCGUUUUUUUUUA
Messenger RNA from Cylas formicarius (sweet potato weevil), 3991 nucleotides. Its product is annotated as influenza virus NS1A-binding protein-like. The transcript has 9 exons. Gene Ontology annotation, molecular function: protein binding. Bases 2052 to 3791 code for a protein of 579 amino acids. NCBI's taxonomy places the organism in Eukaryota, Metazoa, Arthropoda, Insecta, Coleoptera, Brentidae. The record is from RefSeq and is a predicted model, not a curated record.